CAAGACUAUCGUUAGUUUUCUCGCCAUCCAAGCUCAAGCCAUCCGGAUACCUCUUGGACGAGCUGAACAUCAACUCGGCAUUAAAGUGACUCAGAGGACCAAUGUGGAAGAGCAGAAAUGGGAAUUGAAGAGCACUUGGAAGUUUAAGAGAUAAGUUUUGCGAGGGGAAAAUGAAAGUUCGAGUAAAUGAAAUCAUCAUCUUUUGGAUUUUGCUCAGAAAUGUUGGUAGACCCACUAUUCACUGAAGUAUAAAAUGGCUGCUGGGUCCGGAAGAUUGCGCAAAAAGUAUAAAAGAAGUAACCCUGUUCGGUGUUAGGCAUCUUCGCCUGCGUAAAAGAUGGAGGAGAUGCAGCAGUUGCUAAACAUGGGCUUCCCAAACGAAUUGGCUGCGCAAGCCCUGGCCGCCACCGGUGGCAAAUCCACCUUGAAAGCCACUGAGUGGAUUCUCAACCACAAAUCCUCCACCACUACCACUUGUUCUACGCCUAAACCCUCCCAACCCAAACUCGACCGCUUCUUCCACUUUCAAUCCAAACCCUCCAACAAUCCCUCAUCUCCCACACCCUCAAUCCAAAUUCAAAUCCACGAAGCUGAACAACAAGAGCAAGAACAAGAAUUGCAACAGCAAUCCAAGCGGCCCAAACUAAAUAGCCCCCAUCCCCACGAGCCCUUAUCCGAGCGCAUGCGUCCUCGUACCAUAUACGACGUCGUUGGCCAAGACCACCUUCUCGGCAGCAACUCUCUCCUUCGCUCCGCAAUCGAAUGCAAUCGCCUCCCUUCCAUUGUCUUCUGGGGCCCUCCCGGAACCGGUAAGACCUCCAUUGCCAAAGCUGUUGUUAAUUCCACUUCCACUUCUUCGUAUAGAUUCGUUUCCUUGUCGGCUGUUACUUGUGGAGUUAAGGAUGUCAGGGACGCGGUUGAGGGCGCUAGAAAACUAAGACUAUCUAAGAACAAGAGGACCGUGCUGUUUGUGGAUGAGGUUCAUCGGUUUAAUAAGUCGCAACAGGACUCUUUCUUACCCGUCAUUGAAGAUGGGAGUGUUGUCUUCAUGGGUGCCACCACGGAAAACCCAUCUUUUCAUUUGAUUACGCCUUUGUUGUCUCGGUGUCGGGUUCUGACUCUUAUCCCGUUGAAACCCCACCAUGUUGCCCUGCUACUCAAGCGGGCUUUAAACGAUCUGGACAAGGGAUUGGCACUGAGUGUUGGAACGCGCCUUGAUGUGAAUGAGGAAGCUAUUGAGUUUAUAUCUGCGAAUUGCGAUGGGGAUGCUCGGGUGGCAUUGAAUGCCUUGGAGAUUUCCGCUGUUACAGCGGCUGCCCAGGUUCCCAUUAAGGAGUCUACAGCCCAUGGUGGGGAUCAGGUGGAAACUGAGGAAGAUGGGGUUGGUUCGUUUGCAGCCGUUGUCACUUUGGAUGAUGCUAAGGAGGCAAUGCAGUGCAAGCAUCUUGCUUAUGACAAAGCUGGGGAGGAGCACUAUAAUUUGAUCAGUGCCCUCCAUAAGUCUAUGAGAGGAAGUGAUGCGGAUGCUGCGAUUUAUUGGUUGGCAAGAAUGUUAGAAGGAGGUGAACAGCCUCUCUACAUUGCUCGGAGAUUAAUAAGGUUUGCGAGUGAGGAUGUUGGCUUGGCCGAUCCGUCUGCUCUCAACCAGGCUGUUGCGUGCUACCAAGCCUGCCACUUUUUGGGAAUGCCCGAGUGCAAUGUGAUUCUUGCACAAUGUGUGGCUUAUUUGGCUUUGGCUCCUAAGUCUGUCUCUGUGUAUCGAGCUAUCGAGGCUGCACAGAAUGUAGUGAGGGAAUCAGUUGGACAGAAUGAGGGAGUGCCUCUUCAUUUGAGGAAUGCGCCAACUAAGUUAAUGAAGGAACUUGGAUAUGGAAAGGGAUAUAUUUACCCUCCUGACAGUGACAGUCCCUUUUCAUCACAGAGCUAUCUGCCACCCUCACUUCAAGGCUACAAGUUCCUCGAUUGGCCUACAAGUAAUACAACUUAUGGAUGAGAAGUCCUUACUUCCCCAUACUUCCCCACUGGGAGUUUUUGAAGUACUGUUCUAUGCUGGUUAGAUGCUUCUUGCUUUCCCUUUUUUUGUGGAUGGUGUGUUUAUUUUAUUGUACAAAUUUGAUACCCGUCUUACACCAUCGUGUUUCCUGAAUUACUAACCAACAUGUUGAAGAAUCUAGUAGAAAGUCAAAUGUACCGACGACUCCUAAUUAUAUAUAGGAAAUGGUUGAAUUUGAGGAUAUUUCUUGACCUGGUUUCUGUUAUAAAUUUAUGUACCUUGAAUUUUGAUAGUCGUGUAUAUUUAAUUACUUUAAUUUGUUAAGUUAGAACCUGUUCUUGAAGAA
Messenger RNA from Alnus glutinosa, 2339 nucleotides. RefSeq lists its product as uncharacterized. The transcript has a single exon. Gene Ontology annotation, biological process: DNA-templated DNA replication; regulation of DNA repair. The coding region runs from base 338 to 1993 and encodes 551 amino acids. Gene Ontology annotation, cellular component: nucleus. The record is from RefSeq and is a predicted model, not a curated record. Gene Ontology annotation, molecular function: DNA binding; ATP hydrolysis activity; ATP binding. Lineage: Eukaryota; Viridiplantae; Streptophyta; Magnoliopsida; Fagales; Betulaceae.